Anisakis simplex (herring worm) is the source of this 2787-nucleotide messenger RNA. NCBI's taxonomy places the organism in Eukaryota, Metazoa, Nematoda, Chromadorea, Rhabditida, Anisakidae. The record is from the annotation of a GenBank genome assembly.
AUGGACGAGUGGUCGCUUAUGAAUGAGGUUGAUAUAUUGCCAAAGCUUCCUGCUCAAUUCAACGAAUGGUUGGAAUCAAAAAAGUGGACAGAAAGGAGAGAUGCACUUCAGGCGCUUGUUGAUGAACUUACCAAAUCACCACGACUAGAUCCAAAAGCGAAUUACGGUGAACUAACGAAUGCGCUUAAAAAUGUGUUAGCAAAGGAUGCAAAUAUCAACGUGUGUGCUUUAUGUGCUAAAUCUAUCGGUGGAAUUGCAAAUGGCCUUCGCACAAAAUUCGCCCCAUUCGCAUCAAUGUACAUUCCUGUUAUAUUCGAACGGUUCAAAGAGAAGAAGCCAACGCUGAGAGAUCCACUGAUCGAAUGUAUCGAUGCUGUAGCGACCACGAUAAAUUUGGACACGUUAGUAGAGGACAUUUCAGCAUCAAUCGAAAAACCGAAUCCGAAUAUCAAACUACAAGCAUGCAAUUUCAUGUAUCGUGUGAUGAAAAAAUACGCGACAAAUUCGGCACCUAAAAAAUUCAUCAAAGCGGUUGCACCUAUCCUUGUUAAGUUUGCAUCUGAUCCCGACAAAGAAGUACGUGAAGCAGCGUGUGGUGCUCUCGGUUCGAUGAUGCGGCUCACUGGUGAUAAAGUUUUGAACACUUUCAUUGGCAGCAUUCAGGAUGACAAGAUAAAAAUGCAAAAGAUCACAGAAGCUCGCGAUAGAGCUGCAGCAGAGGUUUCUGAAGAAGAAGCGAAACGUGCGCAGGAUUCAGAACUGACGAAUUGCGAUUCUGCUCGAACGAAUGAAGCUGCCGGAAAUCCAGCAUCGUCGCCUCAAGUAUCCGCUGCUGCUGCUUCUGCCAAUGAACCUGAGAUCGAUCCAUGGGACAUGCUUGACCCGGUGGAUGUACUCGCCAAAUUACCGGACAAUUUCAACGAAGGCAUUGAGUCAAAGAAGUGGACCGAACGUCGGGAUGCUCUGCAAACGUUACUCACACUUUGCACUGAGAAUCCAAAAUUAGAUCCGAAAGCGAAUUACGGUGAACAUGUGGCCAUCCUUAAAAAGAUACUGGAAAAAGAUCCAAAUAUCAAUGUUUGUGCGGUCGCUGCGCGGUGUUUGACGGCGUUCGCAAAUGGUUUGCGCAAGAAAUUCGGCAAUUAUACGGCAGUCGUAACACCAGUAAUAUUCGAGAAGUUCAAAGAGAAGAAGCCCGUGCUUCGAGAUCCGCUCAUCGACUGCAUUGAUGCUGUCGCAGCUUCGACGACUCUUGAAGCAAUGAUGGAGGACAUUGAGAAAGCGCUCGAGAAGCCAAAUCCAAACAUCAAAAUUCAGACGAAUCUCUUCCUUUAUCGAGUCUUCAAAAAGCAUAAUGCUCAGACGAUGCCGAAGAAAGUACUGAAAGCAUUCGCACCAGUUAUCAUCAAGCAUACUGGCGAUUCUGAUCCAGAAGUACGCGAAGCGUCGUAUGCGGCCUUAGGUGCAGCGAUGAAGGCAAUCGGUGAAAAAGCGUGUCUCGUUUUGGUUUCGGAUAUCGCUGAAGACAAGCUGAAAAUGACUAAGAUCAAGCAUUUCUGCGAGAAAGCAAUUCAGGAAGCAGGUCCUGAUGUUGUUUCGGUUAUGGUCCAAAGUAUGCACAAGAGUAACCAACGCUCCGAUGCAUCAAAGGGGAACGACAACGCCGAGAAUGACGCCAAAUCGGAUGCGCCUCUUAAACCUCCAGCCCCCGGAGUUGGUAGUAAACUGAACGGUAAACCAUCCGCGAAGAAACCAACAUGUGAAGAGGAAAACGAAGAGGCUGAGGAGUCGAACGCGAAAGGAAAUGGUAAGGAGAGUGCGACAAUUAAGGAAGUAGAAGAGCCUCCAAAGCCGAAAGAUGAAAUCUUUGUGACAAACAAAGAGAAGGCUAUACGUCUCCGUGAUGAGAAGAACUUGAAGUUAUUGAAAUGGAACUUUGAUCAACCAAACGGUGAACAUAUCGAACAGCUGAAGACAUUACUCGGUGGAGUUACGCAAACGAAUCUCUUCGCGAUGUUGUUCAGCAAAGACUUCAAAAUGCAUCUGAAAGCCAUUGAUAGUAUGCAAACGGAGCUAUCUCUGAAUGCAGCUUCAGUCAUGGCCAACUGUGAUCUGAUACUCAAGUGGAUAUCGCUGAGAUUCUUUGAAACGAAUCCAACCGUAUUACUAAAAGUUCUCGAUCUAGCAUUGGCAAUAUUCACUCAGAUUCGUGAUUGUUCAGAACCAUUCACCGAUUCUGAAUUGAACGCUUUCCUGCCUUAUCUCAUUUUGAAGUCUGGUGAUCCAAAAGAUUCGGUUCGUACACCGGUGCGAUCCAUAAUGCAUGUGAUUACGGAGAUUGUCGGGCCGGCCAAGGUAUUUCCACUAGUUUUGGAUGGUCUCAAAACGAAAAAUUCGCGUCAACGAACCGAAUGCCUUCAAGUGUUGGAAGAGUUGCUGGACACGACCGGCAUCGCUGCUACAACCACUCCUGGUCCGUCACUGAAGCAAAUAGCAGCGUGCAUUAGUGAUCGCGAUAAUAACGUCAGAAGUGCGGCCAUCAACGCGGUCGUUGUUGCGUGGAAAGAAGAAGGGGAACGUGUAUUCCAGUUGAUUGGUAAAAUGAACGACAAAGAUAAAGCGAUGCUUGAUGAACGCAUCAAGAGGAGUGGUAUUGUACCAAAGGCUAAAGGGAAACCGGGGCCCGAACGUGCGCCAGGCACUCCGGCUCAAAAUGGACGAGGACGACCAUCGAUAGGCACUGGCGUCAAAGGUCAGCCAGAAAGGGAUUUAAAAAUACAAAUGUGA